AUGCCGAAAGUGCUGGCCAGUUUUCGAGGCACCGUCCAACAAGGCCUUCCGCUGGAAAUUGGCGACACAGUGCAGAUCCUUGAAAAAUGUGAAGGCUGGUAUCGAGGAUUCAUCUUGAAGAAUCCAAACGUCAAGGGUAUUUUCCCAUCCAGCUACAUCCACUUGAAGAAUGCCCACGUCAAGAACAAAGGGCAAUUCGAAACCGUAAUCCCCGUGGAGGACUCUGUCAUCACCGAGAUGACUUCCACGUUGCGAGACUGGGGCGCCAUGUGGAAGCGACUCUAUGUGAAGAACGAGGGGGAUUUAUUCCACCGGCUUUGGCAUGUGAUGAAUGAAAUCUUGGACUUGAGACGGCAGGUGCUGGUGGGCCACCUCACCCACGACCGCAUGAGGGACGUCAAACAGCAUAUCACGGCGCGAUUGGACUGGGGUAACGAGCAACUUGGUUUGGAUCUCGUCCCGAGACAGGAAUUUAGCAUGGUGGACCCGGACGAAAUUAGCGUGACAGAGCUCUACAGGCUGAUGGAGCACCGGCAUCGCAAAAAGGAGACGCCGACACCGGCCAGCACCCAUCACUUGUUUGUCCACGUCAAGAGUCUGAUGAGCGCCAAUUUGGGGGAGGAGCUUGAAGUCUUCUUUCAUAUAUAUGACGGGCGGGAGAACCGACCACUUAGUGAAAGGUUCUUUGUGAGGCUCAAUAAGAGCGGCUUGCCAAAGUCGCCGGAGAAGACGGAGCGACAGUGCACACUGUUUGUGGAUCUGGGGAGCAGCGAUUUACGAAAAGACGUCUACAUUGUCGUGCACAUCAUAAGAAUAGGGAGAAUGGGCGCAGGAGAGAAGAAAAACCAGUGUUCAGUUCAAUACCGCCGUCCUUUCGGCUGCGCUGUCGUUAGCAUCGCCGAUCUGCUCACGGCAGACUCCAAGGACGACCACCUGCUCAAGGUUUACGCGUGCAACACAGAAAGCGAGUGGUACCAAAUCCAUGAGAACAUCAUCAAAAAGGCUAAUUCCAGAUACAACCUAUCAGGAUCGAACACAGGUCUCGCAGUGGCUCUCCAACUCCUCCACGGAGAUAUCGAUCAACUAAGACGUGAAUACAUGGUGCUGUUCACUCGUGGCGUUUGCAUCACGAGAAAACUGGGCUUCUCUGAUGUCAUCAUGCCAGGAGAGAUGAGGAACGACCUUUACAUCAUGCUGGAGAAAGGAGAAUUUGAAAAGGGUGGGAAAAGUGUUGCGAGGAACGUGGAGAUCACCAUUUACGUGUUGGACAUUGACGGACAAAUCCUCAAGAGUCACGUGGCCGCCGGCUCUGGCGAACCCGGCGCGGACGAGUACCACUCCUUGGUGUUGUACCAUAACAACAGUCCGCGGUGGGCGGAGCAGAUCAAGCUGCCUAUCCCUGUGGACAUGUUUCGGGGAUCCCACGUUCGCUUUGAGUUUCGACAUUGCUCCACUAAAGAGAAGGGAGAGAAGAAGCUGUUCGGCUACUCCUUUGUGCCACUGAUGCAGGAGGAUGGAAGGACUCUGCCAGAUGGCACCCAUGAGCUUAUUAUUCACAAGUGCGAGGAGAACACCAGCUUGGCAGACUGCUCACGCUAUCUUAAGCUGCCUUUUUCCAAGGCUAACAUCCCAUCCAACAACCAGACGCUGAAAGGGACCAAGGAGUCUUUCUGGAUUACUAGCUUCCUCUGCUCUACCAAGCUCACACAAAACGGCGAUAUGCUGGACCUGUUGAAGUGGCGAGCACACCCUGAGCGGAUCAACGAAAGCCUCUCCAAGCUGAAGGAGAUCGACGGCUCAGAGAUUGUUAAAUUUCUCCAAGACACUUUGGAUACACUUUUUGGGAUUCUGGACGAGAGCUCGCAGAGAUUCGGGCUGAAGGUGUUCGAUUCGCUGGUCCACAUCAUCAACCUUCUUCAAGACAGCAAAUUUCAGCACUUCAAGCCAGUCAUGGACACCUACAUCGAAAGCCACUUUGCAGGCGCUCUGUCAUACAGGGACCUAAUCAAAGUUCUGAAGUGGUACGUGGACCGCAUUGUGGAUGCCGAUCAUCAAGAACAUAUUCAGCAGGUGCUCAAGGCUAGCGAGUAUAUCUUCAAGUACAUUAUCCAAUCCCGCCGCCUCUUCUCCUUGGCAACGGGAGGCCAGAAUGAGGAGGAGUUCCGCGUGUGCAUCCACGAGCUCUUCAUGUCCAUCCGCUUUUUCCUCUCGCAGGAAAACAAAGGCACCAGUCCGGUGGCGCAAACACAGGCGGUGUUCCUUCGAACUUUCCCAGCGGUUUACGGCGAGCUACUCAAGAUUUUUACGGUGCGCGAGGUAGCGGGGUUCGUCCGGGAGACGUUGGGCAGCUUGCCCGCCAUCGUCCCUGCCGACUGUCCCUUAGAGGCCGUCAAGCUACAGUGCCUCGCCAAGACGGUGGAAAGCCAGUUGUACAUUAACCCAGAAUCGAGGUGCAUUCUGUUGCCAGUGGUGCUGCGGAUCCUGCACGCUCACAUGCAGGAGCAGAGAGACCUUGUCAUGUGCGCGCGAAUCCUGACUAGCAUGUUGUCGCUCAUCAAGAAAGAGGAGAACGGCACUUCGGAACCGGUGGUCUCGGAAGAAGUGGACCUGAUAGUGGAAAGCCUCCUAGGAGUGCUUCUUCGAACCAUCCUGGAAAUCAGCAACCGGCCGCAGCCCGCCGGGCCCACCAUGAGACUUCAAUUCCAGGACGUGACUGGGGAGUUUGUGGCGUGUUUGUUGGCGCUCCUGCGACAGAUGAGUGACAGACACUACCAGCAGCUUCUUCAAGCCUUUGGCAGCAAAGACGACUUGAGGGACUUCCUCCUGCAGAUUUUCACCGUUUUCCGAAUCCUCAUCCGACCUGAAAUGUUCCCGAAAGACUGGACCGUCAUGCGACUUGUCACCAACAACGUCAUUAUCACCACCGUCCUUUACCUCUCUGAUGCCCUGAGGAAAAACUUUCUCAAUGAUAAGUUUGACUACAAGGUGUGGGAUUCCUACUUCUACCUGUCAGUAUUGUUUAUUAACCAGCCCUGCCUUCAACUGGAGUCGUUCUCACCAUCAAAGAGGAAGAAAAUUUUGGAAAAGUACGGAGACAUGAGGGUGAUGAUGGGCUGUGAGAUCUUCAGCAUGUGGCAGAACUUAGGAGAACACAAGUUGAACUUCAUCCCGGCGAUGAUCGGUCCAUUUCUGGAGGUCACGCUAGUCCCGCAGCCGGACUUGAGGAACGUCAUGAUCCCUAUCUUUCACGACAUGAUGGACUGGGAGCAGAGGCGUAGCGGGAAUUUUAAACAGGUCGAGGCAAAACUCAUCGACAAGUUGGAUAGUCUGAUGUCGGAAGGAAAAGGAGAUGAAACGUACAGGGAGCUCUUCAACAGCAUUCUGUUGAAGAAAAUCGAGCGAGAGACGUGGCGGGAAAGCGGGAUCUCGCUUAUAGCGACCGUCACCCGGUUAAUGGAGAGGCUAUUGGACUACAGGGACUGCAUGAAGCUCGGAGAAGUAGACGGCAAGAAAAUUGGAUGCACCGUUAGUUUGUUGAACUUCUACAAAACGGAGCUAAACAAGGAAGAAAUGUACAUCCGUUACAUCCAUAAGCUGUACGACCUGCAUCUCAAAGCGCAGAACUACACAGAAGCCUCGUACACCCUGCUGCUCUACGACGAGCUCCUGGAGUGGUCGGACAGGCCUCUGCGGGAGUUCCUCAACUACCCCAUGCAGAGCGAGUGGCAGAGGAAGGAGUUCUUGCACCUUACUAUUGUCCAGAACUUUGACAGAGGCAAGUGUUGGGAGAACGGCAUCAUCCUCUGCCGAGAGUUGGCCGACCAAUACGAGUCAUACUAUGACUACAGGAACCUCAGCAAAAUGAGGAUGAUGGAAGCGUCAUUAUACGACAAGAUCAUGGACCAGCAACGUCUUGAGCCAGAAUUCUUCAGAGUGGGAUUCUACGGGAAAAAAUUCCCAUUUUUCUUACGGAACAAGGAGUUUGUGUGCCGGGGCCACGACUACGAGAGGCUGGAGGCCUUCCAGCAGCGGAUGCUCAAUGAAUUCCCGCACGCCAUCGCCAUGCAGCACGUCAACCAGCCGGACCAGACCAUCUACCAGGCGGACGCGCAGUACCUGCAGAUCUACGCGGUAACCCCGAUCCCCGAGAGCCAGGAUGUUCUGCAGCGUGACGGCGUUCCAGACAACAUCAAGAGUUUUUACAAGUUCAAUCACAUCUGGAGGUUCAGAUACGAUCGACCUUUUCACAAGGGCACGAAAGACAAGGAGAACGAGUUCAAGAGCUUGUGGGUGGAGAGGACGACCCUGACGCUGGUCCAGAGUCUCCCCGGCAUUUCGCGGUGGUUCGAGGUGGAUAAACGUGAGCUGGUGGAAGUGAGCCCGCUGGAAAAUGCUAUCGAGGUGAUCGAGAACAAGAACCUGCAGCUGCGCACGCUAAUCACGCAGUGUCAGAGCAGGCAGAUGCAGAACGUCAACCCCCUCACCAUGUGCCUCAACGGGGUCAUCGACGCCGCCGUCAACGGCGGCCUGGCCCGCUACCAAGAGGCCUUUUUUGUGAAGGACUACAUGAUGAAUCACCCUGAGGACGGGGAGAAGAUCGGGCGCCUUAGAGAACUCAUGUUUGAACAGGCACAUAUUUUGGAAUACGGUCUGGCUGUGCAUGAGAAAGUCGUCCCUCAGGACAUGAGGCCUCUACAUAAGAAGCUUGUAGAUCAGUUCCAUUUGAUGAAAUCCAGUCUGGGCAUUCAGGAGUUUCCGGCGUACGUGCGGGCGAGUCCGGUGCACUUCACCAACGGGAGCCCGCGUACUUGCAGGAACUCGGUGCCCAGCAUUAUCAGCCCGGAUGGCAGUCGAGGGGUUGCCAGGCGAAGUCUUCUCAGCUACCCGGCGGUCAACCGCUACUCCUCGUCGUCGCUGUCCUCCCAAGCGUCCAAUGAGGUCAGCAACAUCACCGGUCAGUCGGAAAGCUCGGAUGAAGUUUUCAACAUGCAGCCCAGUCCGUCUACCUCGAGCUUGAGCUCCAACCACUCGGCCUCGCCCAACGUCACCAGCUCGGCGCCCUCUAGUGCCCGAGGUUCACCGCAGAUGGCCGAGAAACACAAGCACUCCAGAGAGAACGCCUGCCUGUCUCCGAGAGAGAGGCCCGUUAGCGCCAUCUUCCCCAACCCACUGGACCCCGCGCAGAGAGCUACUCCUCAUCAGAUAGGUGACACCACUUUACCCCGCAGUGACCCCAACCUUUCGGCUCCAGACAAAGUGGUGCGACCCACGCCCAGUAGCUGGAGCCUGGACAGCGUCAAAGAGGGCAAGCCGUCCUUCUCUGACCCUGUCGGCAAACUACUUUGCCCUCCCAUCCCUCCCAGACCACCAUAUACAGGCUCUUCGGCGAAAAACAUGAGGUCGCAGUCGCCAGUGCUCAUGUCCAGGUCGCCGCAGAAGGCCACCGUGCCCCCGUUUACUCCUUCGCCAACCGAGUGCCAUUCCACCAGCCUGGUCUCCAACUCGCCCGUCCUCUCGGGUAGCUACAGCAGCGGAAUUUCCUCACUCAGCCGUUGCAGCGUCUCCGAGGCGUCGGGCACCGAGCUGCCCGCCGGGGAACAAGCGGCCACCACGCCCAACGCCGCGCCUGACGAGCCGGUGCGACGAGAGAACAAGACGCCGCCGCCUUACAGCGUCUAUGAACGAAACAACCCUCGCAGACCUGUGCCGCUUCCCCACAGUUUAUCCAUCCCCCCACAGACAGAACCCCCCGCCCUACCUCCUAAACCUCACCAGUUGCGUACAGGCAGCAUGAAGCUGGACGGAACCUCGGACCCUCGCAUCCCUAGACCGAGGCCUCUUCCUCGUAAGGUGUCCCAGCUAUAG
This is a messenger RNA of Nerophis lumbriciformis (worm pipefish), 5865 nucleotides long. The record is from RefSeq and is a predicted model, not a curated record. NCBI's taxonomy places the organism in Eukaryota, Metazoa, Chordata, Actinopteri, Syngnathiformes, Syngnathidae.